AGAGUGUGGCAGUCUGCACUCUGACCAAAACACAGCGCUAUCCAAAAACAACGCCCGUCAAAAAUGAUGCGUUUGUUAGCAUCUGCCGCCGUUGCUGCGCAUAGUAGCGAAUUGGCAAUAAACAGCAUCAUCAAAACAACAUCACGAUCCUGCUUCCACCCGCUGUUGGUAGGUUUUCCGGCACGUUCGAUGUGCAGUGCCGCACCGGGCGCUAAGGAACGCCGAAUGCAAAUCGGCCCACACUCCGUGCACUUUGUCGAGGCUGGUCAUGGAGACCGCGGCGUCAUACUGCUGCCCGGUGCGCUCGGUACCGCUUGGACGGAUUUCAAACCGCAAAUCGAGGGGUUGCCAGCGUUGCUUCCGCACCAUCGCGUGAUUGCCUGGGAUCCACCCGGAUAUGGUAAAUCACGCCCGCCGGAGAAGGAAUUCACGGUGGACUUUUUCGAGCGAGACGCAGCAGCUGCCAGUGAGCUGAUGCAGAAACUAGGCAUCCAAAGGUACAGCAUCGUUGGUUGGAGUGAUGGUGGUAUUACCGGACUGGUGAUGGCCGCCAACAAGCCGGACCAUGUAGACAAGCUGGUCGUUUGGGGUUCAAACUCGUACAUAUCGGAUACGGAAGUAAAAAUUUAUGAAGGUAUUCGUGACGUUCAAAAAUGGUCAGCAAGAAUGCGGGAACCGAUGGAGCAAGUUUACGGUGUAGAUCACUUUCCCAAGCUGUGGUCGGCCUGGGUGGAUGGAUUGUUGCGUAUUUAUCACGAACGCAACGGGGACAUUUGUUCCGGGAAGCUAAAACAUAUCAAAGCUCCCACGCUGGUCGUCCACGGAGCAAAGGAUCCGAUGAUCAUUCCCGAUCAUGUGCCUUAUCUACUGAAUAACAUCAGCAAUACUGACCUACAUGUGUUUCCCGAUGGUAAACACAACAUACAUCUUCGCUAUGCAAAGGAAUUUAACACCAUAGUGGCCAAAUUUCUUCUGGGUUAG
Molecule: messenger RNA, 981 nt
Organism: Anopheles maculipalpis
Lineage: Eukaryota; Metazoa; Arthropoda; Insecta; Diptera; Culicidae
Product: valacyclovir hydrolase
Exons: 3
Coding region: 64-981 (305 amino acids)
Source: RefSeq, a predicted model, not a curated record